Messenger RNA from Xyrauchen texanus (razorback sucker), 1104 nucleotides. It is a transcript of the gene gdf3, whose product is annotated as growth differentiation factor 3. Gene Ontology annotation, molecular function: growth factor activity; cytokine activity. NCBI's taxonomy places the organism in Eukaryota, Metazoa, Chordata, Actinopteri, Cypriniformes, Catostomidae. Gene Ontology annotation, biological process: BMP signaling pathway; SMAD protein signal transduction. Bases 1 to 1104 code for a protein of 367 amino acids. The record is from RefSeq and is a predicted model, not a curated record. Gene Ontology annotation, cellular component: extracellular region. The transcript is spliced from 2 exons.
AUGGCCACUGUGCUUCUCAAUACCUUCGUUUUAGCUUUAACUCUGAGUAUUCCAACUUUUAUAAACCCAGAAAAUGUGAACGUGCAAGAGAAGUUCUUCUUAAGUUCAAUGGGUCUCUCGAGUCGACCGAAACCUUCACACCCUGCUCCAGUGCCCUCUCGGAUGUGGAGGAUGUUUAAGAAGGGCACCAAACAGACUUCAACGUCUGAGACCAAUCCAUGUGUGGUGUCAGAGUAUGGAGUCAGAGGAAACAUUGUGAGGUUAAUCCAGGAUCAAGGUAGUGUGAUCUCUGCACCGACCGUCCACUGCUUUAACUGUGUGAGAAAGCAUCUGUUUUUCAACAUGUCAGUGCUGGACGAAGUUGAGCAACUCUCGUUUGCGCAGCUGGAAGUGAAGUUCAAACACUAUCUCGCUCACCUGGGACGGCAUGCUUUCAGUAUGGACCUGUACAAGGUUUUAAGGACGACACUAAAAGGAGUGACUCACGAAUCCAGCCGUAAAUUACUGCUCUCUCAGACGCUUGCGUAUGGUGCACAGAGCUCUUUGUAUUUUAAUUUGACCAAGUUAGCCGAAUCCUGGAGAAAACCAGGCAAGAACUUCGGGAUGCAGCUUGAGUUGCAGCUCACAGACUUGAGCAACGUGCUUGAAGAACAUACUUUUGAUGUGAUGGCCGUUCAUAUUUCACAAGUCCCAGAGUUCUGCACAUCUCUCGUGGUGGUGUCGUUGAAUCCACUCCAGUGUAGAUCCAGAAGAAAGCGAAGUGCUUCUUACUUGACGGUGACGCCCAGUAAUGUGUGCAAAGCCAGAAGGCUUUACAUUGACUUCAGAGACGUUGGAUGGCAGGACUGGAUUAUUGCACCUCAGGGCUAUUUGGCCAAUUAUUGUCAAGGAGAAUGUCCUUUUCCUUUGAGUGAGAGUUUGAACGGAACCAACCAUGCCAUCCUGCAGACUCUGGUUCAUUCAUUUGAUCCAAAAGGAACCCCUCAGCCCUGCUGUGUUCCCAUCAGGUUAUCGGCCAUAUCUAUGCUGUAUUAUGAUAAUAAUGAUAAUGUAGUUCUGAGACAUUAUGAAGACAUGGUGGUGGAUGAGUGUGGAUGCAGAUGA